AUGCCAGCUCCACCUUCAGUUCAAACCAGUCUCUUUGCAGAUGACACCACUUUCCACUCCAGCAGCAUGAAUCUCGAGAGGGCGGCCAGGAAUGUUCAAGAGCAGUUGAACCUGCUCACAUCCUGGUGUUCAUCCUGGAAGAAGUCCGGCAAGGCGCAGAAGAACAUUGUCAAGGGAGACAAGAAGAAGAAACGCAAGAGGAAGAAGAGCUAUGCCGUGUACAUCUACAAGGUGCUGAAGCAAGUUCACCCAGACACCGGUAUCUCGUCCAAGGCGAUGUCGAUCAUGAACAGCUUUGUCAACGACAUUUUCGAGCGCAUCGCGGCCGAGGCAAGCCGACUGGCUCACUACAACAAACGUUCAACCAUCACCAGCCGGGAGAUCCAGACCGCUGUGCAUCUUCUGCUGCCCGGUGAACUGGCCAAGCACGCAGUCAGUGAAGGAACCAAGGCUGUCACCAAGUACACCAGCUCCAAAUAGAGAGUUUGUGUGUGUGCGCUCGCCGCCGACUAGCA
Messenger RNA from Nilaparvata lugens (brown planthopper), 515 nucleotides. RefSeq names its product histone H2B-like. Bases 1 to 480 code for a protein of 159 amino acids. Gene Ontology annotation, molecular function: protein heterodimerization activity; DNA binding; structural constituent of chromatin. Gene Ontology annotation, cellular component: nucleosome. The transcript is spliced from 2 exons. The record is from RefSeq and is a predicted model, not a curated record. NCBI's taxonomy places the organism in Eukaryota, Metazoa, Arthropoda, Insecta, Hemiptera, Delphacidae.